Molecule: messenger RNA, 2663 nt
Organism: Pristis pectinata (smalltooth sawfish)
Lineage: Eukaryota; Metazoa; Chordata; Chondrichthyes; Rhinopristiformes; Pristidae
Product: ras-related protein Rab-37-like
Cellular component (GO): endosome; Golgi apparatus
Molecular function (GO): GTPase activity; GTP binding
Source: RefSeq, a predicted model, not a curated record
GUUGAGGGAAGAGACCAAGCGGGGAGGAGACGUGUCUGGAUCGAGCGCAAGACUGGAGCUCGCUGCUCUUGUGAGAGUUAAACUGAAAGUAAAAUGCCUGAGGUCUGAUGACUGAUGUUCCAGCCCCUCCCUCCCUCUGCUUGAGAUGAUCACCUGUAGAUGAGAGAGGGACUGGGGGGUCGGCACUGCACACACCGAGCCAGUCCUGCUGGGCUAGGAUCCCGGAGCCGGGACUGAGACAAUGGAGUUGCCUCUGGCCGGAGCUCCCUCUCGCUAACCCGGGCCAGCGAGUGCCGAAGCCCGGGCCGGUUCUACCACCGCGUCGCGUCUCUCCUCUCCAAAGAUUUUACUUCCUUUCCCUCAACCUGCCAUGCCUCGCAAAAAGAGUUCCCACCCGAGCCAGAGCAGCAUCGAACUGCCGAAUGGAUCCCCGAAGUCUCCCCUGCACCGCUCCGGGUCCAGCAGCGAGAUCCACGACCUGACCUACAAGGUGAUGUUAAUUGGAGACUCUGGUGUGGGCAAGACCUGCUUCCUGGUCCAGUUCAAAGAUCACGCCUUUCUAGCAGGGAGCUACAUUGCCACUGUCGGAAUAGACUUCAGGAAUAAGGUGGUGGUUGUGGAUGGGGUCAAGGUCAAGUUACAGAUCUGGGACACGGCGGGGCAGGAACGAUUCCGGAGUGUCACCCACGCGUAUUACCGGGAUGCACAAGCCCUCCUGCUGCUGUACGACAUCACGAGCAAAUCAUCGUUUGACAACAUUAGGGCCUGGUUAACAGAAGUACAUGAAUAUGCACAGCAGGAUGUGGUCAUCAUGUUGCUAGGUAACAAGGCCGACAUAACCAGUGAGAGGGCCAUCAAGAGGGAAGAAGGAGAGAAACUGGCCAGGGAGUACGGCGUUCCUUUCAUAGAGACCAGUGCCAAAACUGGCAUCAAUGUUGAACUCGCGUUCCUUGCUGUAGCAAAGGAACUGAAACACAGAUCCGUCAAUCAACCCAAUGAACCCAAAUUCCAAAUCCAUGAGUACAUUGAAUCUCAGAGGGAAAAGUCCAGAUGUUGCGGGUUUGAAUAAGUGGCUGCUCUGGUUGGAGGACUCAGGGUGUGGCGCAGUAAUCGGCUUCACUGACUGCCUGUGAAACAUGCACCAAUUGUACACCGGCAUUCACCCUCAGCUUGGUGUUUAGCUUAACUGCCCUGUACCCAUUCAUGCCUUACCCAUUCUAUAUUACCUCCAUAUUCACUCAGUGCCCAUCCCAUGUCCUGAACCAUUUUGUCUUCCUUCUGCACCAACCUCAUAACCAUCCCAAUCCUUGCUUAUCCAGUCCCUGCCCCACACUCCCCACCUUUACGUUCACUGACCUAAAAAAGGUCCCCCGUCUGGCAACUCAUUGUUCCCAACCCACCUUGACAUUCCUCCUCCCCACCUGGAUAAAUCCUUCAGCUCUAACAACCAAGACACAACUUCCCUUGGAUUCUAACCCCUUGCUCUUCCCUAUUUUGUUUUACCGCUGUAGUCGCCCAAACCCUGAACUCUGGAAUUCUCACCCUCUCCACGGUUGACCCCUCUCUGCCCAGGGAACCAUUGGGAACUGGAGAAAGGCUGGGAAUUUUCAGGUCUGUGCCAACCGACCACUCCACAUCCCGCUGUUGUGGUCAGAUCCUUGACCCAUCACCCCAGAAACUCCAAGCUGUUGACGGAUUCAGCUGAUGGAUUCCCACCAAAGCUACUGGAAACCACAGGAUCCUUCAACCUGUUGUUGGCACCAACUCCUCUCCUGGGUUGGAGGAAUAAUCAUCUGCUGAUCUCAAGCAUGAGAACAACCCAUUCAGUGGUGCACAGGGAAGGAUAGACUGGUCCAAGACAGGCUGGGUUGCUGGCUCACCAGAAUAAUAGUGGAGACAAAGGGUUAAUUAUGAAAAUAGAUUGCAUCAAACGGGCUUGCACUUUGCUGAGUACAAAACAUCAGAAACUAACUGAGAGAUUUAAGAUCAUUAAAGGGUAGAUUUGGAUCAAGUCGUGGUUAGCAACUACUUCGUCACACAGAGGGAAGCGGAAUUCCAGAAUUCUGUCUCUCCCAAAGAUGGGAAUCAGCUGGGAAAAAAAAACAAAUCUCAGUUUUGAAAUUUGGUUGUUGUUGGAGAAGGGCAUUCAGAGUUCUGAAAACAAAAUGGGUUUCACGGACAUAACACGCACGUCAGCUAUUUGAAAGGCAGAACAGUCUUGAGGGGCCGAAUGGCCUAUCUAACCAGUCAGUACGGGUCCAGCGUCAUCUGCAGCCAGCUUCGGGUAUGCGCACAGCAUGAGGCAGUCCCUUCAACAACACACCUGGCCAGAUGUGGUCAGCUGGAGUUUCAAACCUCAAGUGCCCCGGCCUCCCCCUCCGCCUCACAUAUAGAACAGUGCCCACCAGGCCCCUAGCGCAGCUGCUGUUCAACCACCGUUCACCCCUUCCCCAGUUUCAAUGCCCUUCUUUGUCCCCUGCUCGGCAACAACGUUUAUUCCAUCUCCUGCACAGCCUCCAAUUAUAUAAACAAUGUCCAGCUUCACCUCCUUACCAGGGGGCAGACUCCCCACGCACCACCUUGCUCCAAUCUCUCCCUCACGCUGCAAUGUAUACUUCUGCUAUUAAGCAUGAUUUUCAAUAAAAGUUUCAUCCCAUUGGUCA